AUGAACUAUACAAGGGACUUGGAUGAAGCAUAUGAUGAAGCCUGGGAGGAGGAAAUGGACGAUAGGCGCCCGAUUGUGACCAGCAAUCAUAUGUACAUACUCAAAGAAGGGGUGGCUACCAGCUGCAUGGUCAUGGAUGGAGACGUGGUGCUCACAGACAAAUGGUUUGCUCUUCCUAGUGAUUCUAUUCCGCAUGUUACCCUUUUCGUGGGAUUUGGAUACGAGGCAAGAUCUCUGGGACCUGCAGUAAAGGCAGCAAGUUGCCUACGGUGGAACAAAACCUAUUGUUACAAUGGUGGUUCCACUGGGGAAGCUGCUUUUAUCCAACUCAAGCAGACGCUAGCCCAGGCUGAAGCACUUUCCUUACCUGAUUACACCACGCCAUUCUGUUUGGAUGUUUCUGAGCAGGACGGGUAUGUGCAUUCCAUCCUUUAUCAGAAACAAAAGGGGGAGAGGAGAGUGUUGCACUAUUACAGCGCGAAAUUGGACAACAUUGAGACAGGACAAACUGACUGUGCCAGACAUAUGGCUGCAAUCGCUAAAGCUGUAGGAAAGACAGCUCACAUUGUGAUGAGGCACCCACUGGAAAUCAACACAGAUCAUGGGGUGACCGCCUUUAUAGGCUCAAAACUAUUCACCCUCUCCAGCAAAAGAAAAUCCAGCAUAACAAAGGCCAUUACAGCACGACACAUUACAUAUGCAACAACAGCCACCAACAUGACGGACGGUAUGGGCCUUGGAGAACCACAUGUCUGUGAGGAUAGAGCAGCCAAACAAAUCAAAGUCUGA
This is a messenger RNA of Coregonus sp. 'balchen', 789 nucleotides long. Lineage: Eukaryota; Metazoa; Chordata; Actinopteri; Salmoniformes; Salmonidae. The record is from the annotation of a GenBank genome assembly.